Molecule: messenger RNA, 2170 nt
Organism: Salvelinus sp. IW2-2015
Lineage: Eukaryota; Metazoa; Chordata; Actinopteri; Salmoniformes; Salmonidae
Product: neurogenic differentiation factor 4-like
Biological process (GO): positive regulation of transcription by RNA polymerase II; camera-type eye development; axon development
Cellular component (GO): nucleus
Molecular function (GO): protein dimerization activity; DNA-binding transcription factor activity, RNA polymerase II-specific; E-box binding
Source: RefSeq, a predicted model, not a curated record
GUGAACUGCAGAGAGGCGUCACUGGGAUGGAACACUGACAACUGCGAAGGAGACGCAGGGGAGAAAGUUAAAGAUUGAGUGCUUUAGGCUAGUUGAGAUAGUAACCUGUAGGCUAAGCCCGCUCAACAGCCAAUAACAACUCACAGGAGGUCCUUGGGAGCGUUAUURCAAAUAUCAGGAGACCAUGAUGGCCAAUUCGUACGGAAGGCCCAGCGAGGGGGCGGAGCUAGUCAGCUCUCUGGAGUGGAUGGAUGAUGACGUGAGCUCCCCAGACGGAGACAAGCCAAUCAAAGCGCAGCGCUACAGACCAGGCGGAAUGGGCCACCUGGGCAGGGAGCUGGGCAGCGAGGAUAUGGAGGAGGAUGAGGAGGAGGAGGAAGAGGAGGGCCAGGGAGACGGGAACGCUCCCAAACGCCGAGGGCCCAAGAGGAAAAGAAUGACCAAAGCCCGGCAGGAGCGCUUCAAGGCGCGACGUGUGAAGGCUAACGCACGGGAGCGCUCAAGGAUGCACGGGCUGAACGACGCGCUGGAGAACCUGCGCAGCAUCAUGCCCUGCCACUCCAAGACUCAGAAACUGUCCAAAAUCGAGACCCUGCGGCUGGCCCGCAACUACAUCUGUGCCCUGUCUGAAGCCCUGGAAGGGGACCAGUCCACGGAGAGCAGGGCCUUCAUGGAGACCCUGUGUGAAGGCCUCUCCCAGCCCACCAGCAACUUGGUGGCUGGCUGUCUGCAGCUCGGACCUGGGGGUUUUGUUGAGGAGAGGCCUGAGGACAGGAAUGGGGGGAGAGGAGGGCCCACAGUCCUGGGAGGGGUGGGGAUGGCCGUUAGACCAAUCAGCUACUCCUCCCCCGGCCUGCCCAGCCCGCCCUAUGGCACAUUGGACUCCGCCCACCUGCUCCAUCUGAGGGGGAUGAAAGGAGGGGCUUACGAGAGCCACUCCCCUAUUGACUGUAACACCCCUCCCUACGACGGCCCCCCAACACCCCCGCUCAGCAUCGGCAGUAACCUGGUGCCCAAGCAGUCCUCUCCCCACUACCUCCCCCCUCACCACUACCCCCCCUCCUCCAUGGGCCUGUACCAGAGCGCCCGCUACGAGCUGCCCCUGGAGAUGCCCUAUGACUCGUACCACCCUCCUCACAUGGCACCCCCGCAGAUGGGAACGGUCUAUGGGGAUUAAGGGCCAGAGCGGACAGAUGGGGCAGAUAUUACUCUCUCCAACAACACAACAAUCACCCUGCCCCAACUGGCUUCAUCUAAACCUAUGACUGAGGUGUUGGGAGAAAUCAGACUUUGGUACUGAACACUGUGAAAGCAGCCCAUCGUUGUGAACAACUGGGUAGUGCUGUUGUGGACUGUUGUUUACAUUUGUGUACUGUAAAGGUUAGGGCUCAACACUGUCAAUGUCUGCUCAUGAUUGACUUUAAACCAGUUGUUUGCUGCGGUUGUUUCUGAACGCCGAUUAGGUUAAAAGGCACCCACAACUUGACCAUUUCCAAGGGGUUCCUAUUCCUAGUUCCUAUUGGUGGAAAGGCUGUCUUGAAGAAAGAUUUCAGCUUGACCGCUAUGACCACAUUAUGACCACAUUAUGAGCACUUCUGACCAGCACUGGGAACAUGAAACAGAUCAUUCACAUUAAUGCAUUAUACAUUUAUUUAUUAUCUUAUUUAAUAUUUAUAUGAACUGCUGUUAGUAAUGCUGUGUUUAUCCUUUUUAUAUGUGUUUGGUCUUGGCCUUCUCUAUUUGUGCUGUCCUUGUUACAUUGUUGACUGACUCUGACAGUGUAUCUGUUAUCUCUCUGUGUCCAUUUCUCCUUUGUUUUGUGUUCUUUCCUGUUUCACACUGAAAAGAGAUUCUCAUAUAAUACUGCUGGUGUAAUGUUGCUGAUGACCAGGGGGAAAACUGCCCAUGAGGAAAUGAGAAAUGUCUGCUGUUGUAAUGAAUAGAACAAAUAUAAAUUCCAAAAUGUGAUUGAAGUUGAACUCUCAGCCAGGUGGAUCUUAUUAAUGGACAUUCCUAAAUCAAAUAUAUGUAUAUGUUGUAUAAUAUUCUGUCCAGACACUUUCUCCAUUGCCAAAUAUGUUCCUUUAAAUGUACAAAUGUUCCUCGAGCUGAAAACGUUUGGAUUGUAUUUUUUAACAAACAUUUUAUGAAUUAAAACAAUGUAAACUAA